Messenger RNA from Cloeon dipterum, 936 nucleotides. Its product is annotated as splicing factor C9orf78. The coding region runs from base 1 to 936 and encodes 311 amino acids. Gene Ontology annotation, biological process: mRNA splicing, via spliceosome. Lineage: Eukaryota; Metazoa; Arthropoda; Insecta; Ephemeroptera; Baetidae. The record is from RefSeq and is a predicted model, not a curated record. The transcript has 6 exons. Gene Ontology annotation, cellular component: spliceosomal complex.
AUGGCAGAUGAGGAGAUAAACAAUUCUGCUGCUGCAGAUGAAAAGCCAGAAAUUAAGUUCAAAUCGAGGAAAAACAAAAACAUUCGGAAAAAAAAGGAAUCGAGUGACGAAGAGGAGCAAAAUGCGCAAGAGGAAGAAGAUGUUAUCUCAAAGAUUGAAGACUUGAGAGAAAUUCAAAAGCUGCGAAACAGGGCUCAUGGAGUGACAUUGGUUGGACUGGCUGUUGGCGAAAAAGUGUCUGAAGUAGAGGAACUUUCAACGAAUGACCCCUUCAAAAUAAAAUCUGGCGGAAUGGUGAAUAUGAGAGCCUUAAAAAGUGGUCAGAUCAAACAAGUAGACGAUGCCUACGACGUUGGAAUAGGUACCCAAUUCUCUGCAGAAACGAACACGCGUGAUGAAGAUGAAGAAAUGAUGAAAUUCAUUGAGGACCAAUUGACUAAGAAGAAAGGGUCUGCCAAUGAUGGAAUUGCAAGCAACAGUUUCCGGUACUUAAGCCCUGAAGAUGCAGCGUUGCUGUCUGUGCCAGAACACUUGAGAGUUUCAUCAACCAAAAAGUCGGAAGAGAUGUUGAGUAAUCAAAUGCUCAGUGGUAUUCCUGAGGUUGAUCUUGGCAUUGACGCCAAAAUUAGAAAUAUAGAAGCUACUGAAGAGGCAAAAAUGAAAAUGUUGAAAGAGCGGAGCAGCAAAAAAGAUACACCCUCUCAAUUUGUUCCUACAAACAUGGCAGUCAACUUUGUCCAGCACAAUAGAUUUACUAUUGAAGAGCCAAAUGUGCCGGUGAAAAAGAAGGAAAUCAAGGAAGAAGUGAAAAAACCUCUCGUCGUUGGCAUGGAAUCUGAUUCUGCAGCAAAAGGCAAAAGGGGCAGAGAUGGGACCGAUAAGGCCACAGACGAUUAUCAUUACGAGAAGUUCAAGAAACAAUUUCGACGAUAUUAA